This is a messenger RNA of Xiphophorus couchianus (Monterrey platyfish), 3007 nucleotides long. RefSeq names its product Sep (O-phosphoserine) tRNA:Sec (selenocysteine) tRNA synthase (gene sepsecs). Gene Ontology annotation, biological process: conversion of seryl-tRNAsec to selenocys-tRNAsec; selenocysteine incorporation. NCBI's taxonomy places the organism in Eukaryota, Metazoa, Chordata, Actinopteri, Cyprinodontiformes, Poeciliidae. The transcript is spliced from 12 exons. The record is from RefSeq and is a predicted model, not a curated record. Gene Ontology annotation, molecular function: O-phosphoseryl-tRNA(Sec) selenium transferase activity; tRNA binding. Bases 355 to 1824 code for a protein of 489 amino acids.
UGAUCUGCGCGCUGACGUCACGUGACAGCCGGUCGUAGUUCAGCGCUCUGCUUUCUGUCUUCAACCUUCAUCCGCCACGGUACAAGCUACACAUGUUCCUCUGCAGCCUGAGGUUGUGAGGAGGUUUGUUUCACAACAAGGUUUGUCUCAAGAGGGUUUUCAGGAGGAAGAAGCGAUAAGGCGAGGGCCAUUGUUAGAGUGUGACCAACGUGAGGAUUCACGGGGGAGACAUUAGCUUAGCAAACACCGGGUGUCAGCGCUGCUGCUGACCCGAACAUGAGGCAGCCGUCUGCCGGACUGUAACCAGACGUCAGACACCUCUGUUAAGGAUACGCUUGCACAACUGCGGCAGGGAUGAACAGCGAAAAUGUCACCCUCUGCGAGAAAACCGUCUCGUCCUCCUAUAUCCGCCAGGGCUCUCAGGCUCGCCGUGGCCACGAACAGCUCAUCAGACAUUUACUGGACCAGGGUAAGUGUCCGGAGGAGGGAUGGAGCGAAAGCACCGUAGAGCUCUUCCUUAACGAGCUGGCCGUGAUGGACAGCAACAACUUCCUGGGCAACUGCGGUGUCGGAGAGAGGGAGGGCCGCGUGGCGUCCAGCCUGGUGGCCAGGAGACAUUACAGGCUGAUCCAUGGCAUCGGUCGGUCGGGUGACAUCGCUGCCGUUCAGCCCAAAGCUGCGGGAUCCAGUCUGCUCAACAAGCUCACAAACUCUGUUGUUCUGGACAUCUUGAAGAUUUCAGGUGUUCGCAGUGUGGCAAGCUGCUUUGUUGUUCCCAUGGCAACAGGAAUGAGCCUGACUCUGUGCUUCCUGACCCUCCGUCACCGCAGACCCAAGGCCCGCUACAUCAUCUGGCCUCGCAUCGACCAGAAGUCAUGUUUCAAAUCCAUGAUCACAGCAGGAUUUGAACCCGUAGUUGUGGAGAACGUCGUGGAGGGAGAUGAGCUGCGAACGGACCUAGAAGCGGUUCAACGCAAGAUCGAUGACCUUGGAGCAGAAAACAUCCUGUGCGUUCAUUCGACAACGUCUUGCUUCGCUCCACGGGUCCCCGACAGGCUUGAAGAACUGGCCACUAUGUGUGCCAAACAUGACAUCCCUCACAUCGUUAACAAUGCAUAUGGAGUGCAGUCGUCCAAAUGCAUGCAUCUUAUACAGCAGGGGGCUCGCGUGGGAAGAAUCGAUGCCUUUGUUCAGAGCUUGGACAAGAACUUCAUGGUUCCAGUAGGUGGAGCCAUAAUCGCAGGUUUUGAUGAGUCUUUUGUGCAGGAGAUAAGCAAGAUGUACCCAGGUAGAGCGUCGGCUUCACCUUCCCUCGAUGUCCUCAUUACCCUUCUCACUCUGGGAUCCAACGGCUACAAGAGGUACCUAUCGGAGAGAAAGGAGAUUUAUUCCUUCCUGGCUGAGGAGCUGAAGAGUCUUGCUUCUGCACACGGAGAGAGAUUGCUUCACACCCCACAUAAUCCCAUAUCUCUGGCCAUGUCUCUAGAUGGUCUCCAGGCCUCCAGCAACCAGGCGGUGACUCAGCUCGGCUCCAUGCUGUUCACCCGACAGGUGUCGGGAGCGAGGUAUGAAAACUGGGUGAUACCGCUGGGUAAGGAGCAGACGAUAAGCGGUCACACCUUUCGUGGAUUCAUGUCGCACUCCGAGUCGUACCCUUGCCCAUACCUCAACGCCGCCUCGGCCGUGGGCAUCACCCGAGGCGACGUGACGCUGUGCAUGAAGAGGCUCGACAAAUGUCUGAAAGCUCUAAAGAAACAUGGGAAAACGGCGGGCAGCUGCUCCACAGAACCUCAGGCCGAUCAGGAGGCGCCUGAUGAAGAAUGACUGAGCAGAGGAAGCUUAAACUCCCUACCUCUUAUCUAGUGUGAUGCUUUAAGAGACUGGCACAUUCUUGAAUGUUUGCCUAAAAAAUCAGAAAAUUGAUCAUUUCUACAGAUUUUAUUUAUAAUUAAAGCUGUUUGCACUGUGACGUCUGAGUCGCUCCCUGUCUCGGAUUUAAAAAAAAAAAAAAAGAUUUGCGAUGUGUUGUGUUGUGCGGUGUCUUCUGCAGCGAGCUGUAACGUGAUCUGAAUGCUGCUGUGCUGUUAACUCCAUCUGAAGCCUGUUCAGUGGAUUAGCUCGCUCUAUUUUUAGCCUCGGUUAGAGAUAAUCAAUGAUAGGGGCCCAAUCAUAGAUCAGCCCUGUGUUUACAGAGGGAAACCUUCACUUCACAUCUAAAGAGAUCAAGACGUCUUCAGGACCUCAGAGAGUUUUCCUCUCCGAUUUAAUUUCUGCGCCGUGUUUUCCGCAUCUCGGUCUCAUCUUCUUCAGCUUACAAAGGCCAAUCGCAGGAGAUCUUUGCUUUAAAGCAAGAAUAAGACAUUAAAACCAGCCUCGACUUCAUGUGUAAUUUCAGCUCCCAGAUGUUUUCCCACCUGCGCGCUCGGAAAUACGUGUGCAAGCAGAGGCAGCUGCAGAACAACCCCCACCCAGCAGCCUGUGAAAGUGGGCUGGACUCGGGACGGUUAUGCUGUCGUAUCAGCACAUUUCCACACUUCUCAGCUGUACUGAAACAUGAACAAAAUAUAGUGGAAAAACACUGCACAGUGACAGCAGGCUGGUACAAUGCAGCAGCCUGAAGAGGAGCUGGAGGGGUUGGAAAAGUUGAGGGGGUGGGGGGCCUAUUUUAAUGUGCUCAGUGGUGCUGCUCUACAGCAUGAAGGAAGAAAAAAAAAGUGCUUUACUUCUGUUGCUGAUAUUGUAGCACUGCAGCAGUGCUUGAUGGAGCAUGAAAGUAAUCAAUUUGAGAUAUACUACAAAUAUGGCGCUUCUUUGAUUCCCUGAAAAAGGUGAAGCAUGGGGAAAGAGCUACUCCUGUGGCUACACCUUACAAUCAGAGCUCCAACCUUCCUCUGGAUGUUGCAACAUGACAAAUUGCUCCUCUGUUUACUUUUAGAACCUGCCAGGAGUUCGCUGAUGAUUUGCUGCACCGUGCACAGAGGUUUAUAAAGAAAAAAAAUAGCAAUUG